CUUUCUCUCUCCUAUGAUUCUUUGCCUUUUCUCUCUCUCUAGGAAGUCAUUGUUUCUCAGCUUCUCUCUCUAAAUAAAGCUUCAAUUUCUUCUUCCUGUGUUGUGUUUUCCCCUUUAAACCCUGCUUUUGUUCUCUUUCCAUCACUUUUUCCUCUGCCUCUGUUCAUCUUCGCUUCUCCCAGAAUACUUUGACUAAAGUAUUGUAAAUUUGUAAUUUUCACCGUUAGAUUGGAUCUGGGCUUGAGCUGGACAUCGGUUUCGAUCAGGAUUGUAUUCUCAACAAUUGUAACGUCUCGCGAGGUGAAAAGAGAUAAGAGCUACUGCUAGUAUGGCUGUCUCCAUGAGAGAUUUAGACCCAGCUUUCCAAGGAGCUGGACAGAAAGCUGGGAUUGAGGUAUGGCGUAUUGAGAACUUUCGCCCUGUCUCUGUUCCAAAGACUUCUCAUGGCAAGUUUUUCACCGGGGAUUCGUAUAUAGUAUUGAAGACAACAGCCCUAAAAAACGGUGCCCUUCGUCAUGACAUUCACUACUGGCUCGGUAAAGACACCUCUCAGGAUGAAGCCGGGACAGCAGCUGUUAAGACAGUUGAAUUAGAUGCUGCUCUUGGAGGUCGUGCAGUUCAGUACAGGGAAGUUCAAGGCCAUGAAACCGAGAAAUUCCUUUCCUACUUUAAACCAUGUAUCAUACCUCAAGAGGGUGGAGUUGCAUCAGGAUUUAAACACGUUGAAGCUGAAGAACAUAAGAUCCGUUUGUUCGUUUGCAGAGGAAAACAUGUUGUCCAUGUCAAUGAGGUUCCAUUUGCUCGUACAUCUUUGAACCAUGACGACAUUUUCAUUCUUGACACAAAGUCCAAGAUUUUCCAAUUCAAUGGAUCAAAUUCAAGUAUUCAGGAGAGGGCAAAGGCACUGGAGGUUGUUCAGUACAUCAAAGAUACUUAUCAUGAUGGCAAAUGUGAAGUUGCAGCUGUUGAGGAUGGCAAGCUUAUGGCUGAUGCUGAAAGUGGAGAAUUUUGGGGUUUCUUUGGUGGGUUCGCUCCACUUCCUAGAAAAACGGCUAGCGAAGAGGAGAAGACAUAUGAUUCUGAUAGUGCGAAAUUGUUUUGUGUCGAGAAGGGUCAGGCAAAUCCAGUUGAGGGUGAAUCAUUGAAACGAGCGACGCUAGAGACGAAUAAGUGCUACAUUCUUGACUGUGGGCGCGAAGUGUUCGUGUGGAUGGGAAGAAACACGUCUCUUGAUGAAAGGAAAAGUGCAAGUGGAGUGGCAGAAGAAAUGAUUCGUUCAUCUGAUAGACCCAGAUCGCAAAUAAUACGCACAAUAGAAGGGUUUGAAACCGUUCCAUUCAGAUCAAAGUUCGAUUCCUGGACUCAAGAAACAAAUGUAGCUGUGUCAGAAGAUGGUAGAGGCAGAGUUGCUGCUCUUUUGCAACGUCAAGGGCUGAAUGUGAGAGGUCUAAUGAAAGCUGCUCCUCCAAAAGAGGAGCCUCAGCCUCACAUUGAUUGCACUGGAAAUCUGCAGGUUUGGCAUGUGAAUGGACAGGAGAAGAUUCUCCUUAAAGGUGUUGAUCAGACAAAAUUCUACAGUGGAGAUUGCUACAUAUUCCAGUAUUCUUAUUCUGGAGAGGAGAAAGAAGAAGUUCUUAUCGGUACAUGGUUCGGGAAGCAGAGUGUGGAGGAAGAAAGAGCUUCUGCAGUGUCCAUGGCGAGCAAAAUGAUCGAGUCAAUGAAAUUCACACCUGUCCAAGCAUGCAUUUAUGAAGGGAAGGAACCCAUCCAGUUCUUUGUGAUAAUGCAAAGUUUUAUCGUCUUUAAGGGCGGUCUUAGCAGUGGAUACAAGACACACGUCACAGAGAAAGAAAUCCCCGAUGACACUUACAAUGAGAAUGGCCUUGCCCUAUUUCGUAUUCAAGGGUCUGGUCCAGAGAAUAUGCAAGCAAUACAAGUUGAUCCUGUUGCUUCAUCACUGAACUCCUCAUACUGUUACAUACUGCAUAACGGUUCAACUGUCUUUACUUGGUCCGGGAAUCUUGCUUCCUCGGUUGACCAGGAACUUAUGGAAAGGCAACUCGACCUGAUUAAGCCAAACCUACAAACCAGAGCACAAAAGGAAGGUUCAGAAUCUGAACAGUUCUGGGAAUUAUUGGGAGGAAAAUCAGAAUAUGGAAGCCAAAAGAUCACUAGAGAACCUGAAAGUGACCCACACUUGUUCUCUUGUACAUUCUCAAAAGGGAUUCUGAAGGUGACUGAGAUAUAUAACUUCACCCAGGAUGAUUUAAUGACUGAAGAUAUCUUUAUCCUAGAUUGUCACUCAGAGAUCUUUGUCUGGGUUGGUCAAGAAGUGGACACUAAAACUAAGUUGCAGGCUUUAACUAUUGGAGUGAAAUUUAUCGAGAAAGAUUUUCUCCUGGAGAAGUUAUCACGAGAGGCACCGAUAUUCAUAGUCAUGGAAGGUAGUGAGCCGCCUUUCUUCACCCGGUCCUUCGCUUCUUGGGAUUCAUCAAAAUCUACUAUGCAUGGAAACUCGUUCCAGAGGAAACUCACAAUAGUAAAACAUGGUGGAACUCCAGUUGCAGAUAAACCGAAACGAAGAACCCCUGUUUCAUAUGGUGGUCGGACCAGUGUUCCUGACAAGUCACAACAACGUUCUAGGAGCAUGUCUUUCAGUCCAGACAGAGUUCGUGUUCGGGGAAGAUCCCCGGCAUUCAAUGCAUUGGCUGCUACAUUUGAGAACCCUAAUGCCAGAAACCUCUCGACACCACCCCCAGUUGUUAGAAAACUCUACCCGAGAUCUGUUACUCCCGAUUCUGCUAUCUUGGCUCCCAAAUCUUCCGCCAUUUCUUCUCGUAGUGCACUGUUUGAACAAUCGGCAACACCUCCACGAGAACCUAUAAUUCCCAAAUCACUCAAAGUGAGCCCGAAGACACCCGAAUCACCAGCACCAGAAUCCAACUCAAAGGAAAAGGAGAAGGAGAAGGAGAAUUCAAUGAAUUCAAUUCAGGAAGAUGCCAAAGAAGGCGAAGCUGAAGAAGAUGAAGGUCUUCCAACAUAUCCUUACGAUCGUCUCAAGACAACAUCAACUGAUCCUGUUUCAGACAUUGAUGUAACGAGGAGAGAGGCUUAUCUUUCGUCGGAGGAGUUCAAGGAGAAAUUCGGGAUGACAAAGGAAGCAUUCUACAAGCUACCGAAAUGGAAGCAGAACAAGUUCAAAAUGGCUGUUCAACUCUUCUGAUGAGAUCCUCCUCUUCAAAUACUUUUCUUCAUUCGGCCAUUAAAGCUUUUCCUGCAUACAUUGAUGUUGCAGAUGGAUGAUGCUAAGGGCAAGAACUUCAACCACCAAGGAGAGAUUCAAGGGACAGCAUCAGUGCAUUUUUAGCUGCUUCUGCUCCCCCAGAGAAGCUACAUUUUCAUGGCUUGUUCAAACCAAAACCAGAGCUCUUUUUUUUUUCAUUUACCAUUUUUUCUCUCAUAUUUUUGGUUUUAUUUUUUUUUUCUCAUAUGUUUGCUUGCCUAUUUCUAUUAUUGUUUCCAUUGUUUUUUAUUUUAUUUCAUGGGUUGAGUUAGAUUUUUUUUUUUUUUGGAAAUUUCUGGUCACAGGGUUGAUCUUUGAGUCCUUGAUUUUUUUUUUUUUUUUUUUGGGCUGUCAACAUGAGGAAAUUGGUUUUAGUAGGGAAUUUUGUUGGCUUGGAAAAUGAUGAUGGUGUUUUUUUUUUUGGUGUACAGCAAAGAGUGUGUACAAACUAUAAUAAUAAUUAAAAAAAAAA
Molecule: messenger RNA, 3755 nt
Organism: Tarenaya hassleriana
Lineage: Eukaryota; Viridiplantae; Streptophyta; Magnoliopsida; Brassicales; Cleomaceae
Product: villin-4
Exons: 24
Coding region: 329-3223 (964 amino acids)
Biological process (GO): actin filament severing; cytoskeleton organization
Molecular function (GO): actin filament binding
Source: RefSeq, a predicted model, not a curated record